UUUGUUAGAAAUUGUCAAAGAAUGGGAGAGGUUGAUGAACCACAAGACAUAGCUGACCGCGAACGAAUCUUCAAGCGUUUUGAUGAAAAUGGUGAUGGACAAAUCUCUGCAACAGAACUUGGAGAGACAUUGCAAGCCUUAGGUUCUGUUACUCCUGAAGAAGUUAAGUAUAUGAUGGAUGAAAUUGACACUGAUAAAGAUGGUUUCAUUUCCUUUCAAGAGUUCACAGAAUUUGCCAAAGCUAACAGAGGCUUGAUUAGAGAUGUUGCUAAAAUUUUCUAG
This is a messenger RNA of Solanum verrucosum, 282 nucleotides long. Its product is annotated as polcalcin Nic t 2. The coding region runs from base 22 to 282 and encodes 86 amino acids. Gene Ontology annotation, molecular function: calcium ion binding. The transcript has a single exon. The record is from RefSeq and is a predicted model, not a curated record. NCBI's taxonomy places the organism in Eukaryota, Viridiplantae, Streptophyta, Magnoliopsida, Solanales, Solanaceae.